Messenger RNA from Aspergillus ibericus CBS 121593, 2179 nucleotides. RefSeq names its product putative purine-cytosine permease. Gene Ontology annotation, molecular function: transmembrane transporter activity. Gene Ontology annotation, cellular component: plasma membrane; fungal-type vacuole membrane. Lineage: Eukaryota; Fungi; Ascomycota; Eurotiomycetes; Eurotiales; Aspergillaceae. The record is from RefSeq and is a predicted model, not a curated record. Gene Ontology annotation, biological process: transmembrane transport. The transcript has 4 exons. The coding region runs from base 401 to 1918 and encodes 505 amino acids.
CGCAGAGAUCCGGAGGAAUCGGGUGUCUCCCGGCCAUUAUCCGGAUACCAACCCCCUCUCUUCCGGGGUUGUAGCUUUGUGCUACUAGCCCGGACAAGUGCAAGUACCCCUUCCAAUCAAGCCUAGGAUCGGUAGGGCCCGAUUUAGUGUUCUUCGGUUGUGGAAUGCCAUCCUCAGAGCAGCGCGGGUGUCACGCUGGGGAAAACAAGGUGAUGUCAGUGCAGUAUCACCGAGUAACAAGUGGUCGCUUCACUGGAAUCCUCACCUUCCGGCUCCUUUCCUGCCCGUAUAUGCCGGUGAGGCGACUGACUCUGAAAUUCGUCCAUUUAUAGGCUGAUUCCUGCCCAGCUGGUCAUACCAUCCAGUUGUUGCAGAUCGCACACGCAGCCUCUCGACCAGUAUGGAAGCCGACCUCGAGAAAAUCCAAAGAUCUCCUUCUUUGCGGAGCGUGACAGAUGAACGGCAAGAUACCCCCGGAACUCCACUCCCAUCGCGUGGGUCGAGAUAUGAACGAUGGACGAAGAACAUCAAAGGCUUAGAGACCCGUGGGAUAGAGCCCGUGUCUCUUGAAGAACGACUGAAGAACACGAGCUCGACCUCUUUCCGAAUGCUGCUCACGUGGUUCAGCAUGGGCAUGGCGAUCAACAAUAUUGUGACCGGAUCCUUAGGAACGUUGGUCAUGAAGCUAAGCUUCGCCGACGCUGCCCUGUGUGCGAUCUUCGGAACACUCCUAGGAGGUAUCGGAGUCGGUUAUAUGAGUACCUGGGGCCCUAGAAGCGGGAACCGCACACUGAUUGUGGCCCGGUAUUUCAUGGGAUACUAUCCCAGUAAGGUCUGCUGUAUACUGAAUGUGUUAACCAACUUGGGCACCGGCAUGAUGAGUGCCACAGUAGGAGGUCAGUUGCUUUCCAAGCUAUCAGGAGGGGCAGUAUCUGUCAUCGUUGGCAUCGUCAUCGUCGCGUUGGUGACUUGGGUUAUGGCUACAUUUGGAAUGCAGAUCUUCCAGUUCUAUGAGAGAUAUGCCUGGUUUCCCCAAACAUUAGUCUUCUGCCUGCUCACUGGCUCGGCCGGGCCGCAAUUUGAUUUUCACAGCCCAUCCAUUGGCCCUUCCAAUCAGCUCAACGCGAAGCGUCUGACAUUCUUCUCACUGUGUUUAUCCAUUCCCUUGUCGUGGAUCCCAGUAGCUGCCGAUUACCACGUUUACUACUCUCCUGAGAUCAAGCGAUGGAAGGUAUGGACCGUGACCACGAUCGGAAUAAGCAUUUCAAUAGCCAUCACGCUUCUUCUUGGGGUUGGCCUCGGCAGCGGGGUCGCAAUUACCCCCCGAUGGGCUUCUCUCUAUGACGGCACGCCGGGGAGUCUGCUGAUGGCCGGCUAUGACCGGCUUGGUCCCCUUGGGAAGCUGUGCGCCUUCAUCAACGUCUUGACCAUUGUGUCCAACAACGCACCGAGCUCCUACUCGACGGGGUUGAACUUCCAGAUGCUCGGGAAUGUAUGGCUUAGAGUUCCACGUCCUGUCUUCACAAGUAUCAGCACUUUGAUCUACACAGCAUGUGCCAUCGGAGGGCGGAACUCGCUGUAUGAUAUCUCCAAGAAUUUCAUGCCGCUCAUUGGAUACUGGGUCAUCAUCUGGUUCACCGUUGUGGUGGAACAAGACGUACUCUUCAACCGGGGCCAAGGUUACGACUGGUCCUUCUGGAACAAUUGGCUGAAACUCCCCAUGGGAGUUGCAGCUAGCAUAGCCUUUCUGAUCGGUUGGGUAGGAGCCAUCAUUGGCAUGGAUCAGGCCUAUUAUACAGGCCCAGUUGCCAGGGCGGUUUCGGGAGGGUGUGAUCUAGGCAUCUGGCUGGGGUUGUGCUUCACAGCCAUCGCUUUCCCGCCACUCAGAUUGUUGGAGCUAAGAUUAAUUGGCCGUUGAGCGGUAUUUUUGCCAACUGGGGGAGAGUAUCAUCCUAGGCAGCGUGGAUGACGAAAUCCCGGCGGUUUUGGCUCUUCUGACUGGCUAUAUAUGACUCAAUCGUGUCGUUGUUAAGCGGAUUGGCUGUCUGCUUGCUCUGUGUGAAUAGAACUACGGGUAGAUAGUUGUCCUUUCAGUCGUUUUCCCAAUCUGGUGCAGUGCCAUGGCUCGGUUCUUGUUUAGUGCUUGCUAUAUCAGUUCAAUGAAUCAGAUUCCCAUGAG